Messenger RNA from Rotaria socialis, 4296 nucleotides. Lineage: Eukaryota; Metazoa; Rotifera; Eurotatoria; Philodinida; Philodinidae. The record is from the annotation of a GenBank genome assembly.
AUGAUGGAAGCAGUGAACAACUGGCUUGACCGCGCUGUCCAAAGCUCGCUUGAUCUACCUCAUCCAGCCGAAACCGAUGGUCAAAAAUCAAUUCUAGACGCCAAAGGAAAUAGUAGUAACACUACCAAUCUUAGCAAUAUUGUUCCGUUUAGAAUUUUAAUUAAAUCACUUGAACUUUUGCCAUCAUCUGUCUCUUCUUCACUUGCUACUCCAUAUGAAGUGCAAUUUACUGCAACACUAUUUGAUAAUUUGUAUAAACGAUUUUAUGGUCAAACAUGGUUCAGUGCUUGGCAUAGAGGUAAACUUAAUACCGAUGGAUUUUUCCGAGUCAAUCUCACUGAACCCUUAUAUUGUCAUAUUCCAUUGAAAAAUGAUCAAAAUUGGUUGGUUAUUCAAUUUAUAUUUCGUAGUGGAGAAGCAGCAGAAGAUCGAGAUGAGCUUGUAGGUGGUUGGACAUAUAUUAAAUUAAAACCAUGGACCGAUGAGGAUGAUAUUACUAAACCAAUUAUUAAUCGGCACUCAAUUUAUCAUGGUUCGCCCCGUGCUCUUAUGUUUCUUAAUGAACCGAUUGAAGCAUGUUCAAAAAUGGCACAAGUUUCAUCUGCUGGUUUAUUUGUUGAAACUAAAUAUCAUGAGCCUCUUUUUUCUGUAAUACAAUAUUUAUCUGAAUGUACUCUUUAUGGAAGAAAUGCUAAUAUUGGCGGCAUUCAUUGGUCGGGCGAUCCAAAUGACGAUACACUGAGAAAACCUGUUCUACAAGCAAACAGAAGAAAUAUUCUAAUUGAACAAGUUGAAAUUGACAUGGAACCAUCAAUAAGUACAUUUGAAGAUGAACUUUGCCGAUUAGUCCAAAAAGAUCGAAUGGAAAAGAAAAAACUGUCCCAAACAACUGUAUCAGCAUUAGUUAACGAACCGCAGAGUAAAGUCUCUAUUGUCGAAAGACGUUUACGUGUGGGUAUACAUAAUGGACAAUGUUAUGUUCAAGAUCCAAUUAUUUUUCAUCUAACAGCUGAACAAGAAGAUACUGGAAUGUCAUCAUUAUCAAGAAAAUUAAGUUUUCGACAAACACAACGACGAAGAACAAUGUCUGCUGAAAGUAGAGCUGAUGAUCGCAAAAAGCUCUAUUUAAGAAAUCCUAUUCGAUUUGAUGAUGUGCCUAUUGAUGAUCUAAAUGCUAUUGUAUUUGUACUUGAAUAUAUGGUUUCCAUUCCAGUUGGUACAUCUUCAAAAUCCAAAGAACCUCCUGAAAAUACAAAAGUAACAUUUACUAUUCGUUGGUCAGUUUGGUUUCCAGGCAAAGAUAAACAAGUUGCGUUAAUUAUGCGUGGUGGUGAAAUAUUACCAAGUGAUGAACUUUUCGUUUACAAACCAUCGACAACAAUUCUUCAUAAUGCACCUGAUCUUGUUCAAGAAACAUUAAGAUUCAAUUAUAGAUUUGAUACCGAACCACCUAUGCGAUAUCAAACAGCCACAAUAAAACAAGAUGUUUUAACACCUACUAUUCAAAAAUCAUUGAUUCCUUUCGACAAUAGUAUAAAAACACCAAUGAGUUAUGAUCUUAUGCAACGUACAGCGGUACCAUCACAAACAAUACCUUCAGCUAUACAACCACCUAUCUAUCAUCAAGCUAAUCUAGUGCCAUGGCAAGCGGAUGGACUUUAUCCAGCUUAUUCACCAAUGUCUGCUCUAGCUAGUCAAACGACUUUUGCUCAUACAUUAUCACGUGCUGCUUAUUCGCGUCUUCAAGGUCAAGGGUUUCCAUCAAUUAAAACAAAUAAUGAAAAAGAGGCUGAAAUUAUUGAUAUAAGACAAUCUCGUUUUCUUGAUUUACAAACAGAAAUGGCUGAUCCAAUGAAUUGCAAUGAAAUAAAUUUACAUUUUCUAUCCUAUUUCAAAAUGACUCGAACUGGAAUGUCAUCACAAUCAUCGUAUCCAAAAAGUCUUUUCUUUACAUUUAAACUUUUUCGUUUUCCUGAAACAACCACAAGCAGAGUUAUACUCGAACGUAUGCAUGAUAAUAUUUCAAAUGAUCCAAAUGUUGAGCCAUUCAUUCUAUGGCGUCUCAAAGAUGAUAGCACAAAGACAUCGGGCUUACCUGGAUUACCUGUUAAAUUCCAAGUCGAUGGUGCCUUUCUUGGCUCCGUGGAGCAACGACAAUUUUUUGAAUAUUUAAAUACUCAUACACUUUACAUUGAGGUUUGGGAUGGUGAUGGACUUUUUCCUGUCGGCAUGUGUGCACUUGAACUGAAGUAUUUACUUCGCGAUGGUCGUCCAGGUGUACAAGCAUUGGUAGAACUUGAUGUAUUUGCAACGGUACCAAUUGAGAGUAGUGAAGCGCCUGUUAUGGAAAAUCAAUAUUAUCAAUCAAGCGAUCAACAAUUUUCAUUGAUUGGUGAAAAAUUAAAAGCCGUUGGCAAAUUAAUAAUGCGUAUUGGUAAUCUGGGAUCAGUUGGAUCAGAGCAUCCUUCGAUGGACAAACUAAAAAAUUCCGAUGUCUUACGAUUAUUACCAACUAGCCGAAUAAUCUCAUCGACACCACCUUUUGAUGUUGUUCAACAACGUGCAGGUGAAAUAACAACAUCAGGUAUUAAAGAAUACCGUUUAACACGUGCUCAUCGUAUCGUGGAUUCAUAUCCAAGUAUAAAUUCUGUUUUACAUAGUUCGGAUAAACAAGCACAAGAAUCAGAACGUCAACGAAAAUUAGCACGCAUGGAAGCCGUACGUAAGCGAACAGUAGAAACAGCCAGUGAUGAUAUGUCAGCAUCAUUACCAGUGACAAAUCGAAAAAUACGUGAAUUACGUGAAAAUGAUCUACGUACAAUAUCAAUGUAUCGUCAACAAACAAAACAUGAAGAUAUUGCUCAUCAUUUAAUGAGUUUUAUUACGCGAGAAGUAAACAUACGUUUAAUGCCUGGUUAUGUAGAAUUCUUUGAAUUUGUUCUUCAAAAUCCUUAUCCAGAACAACAUUCUAUUAGUAUUGCAUGUGACGACGAUGAAUUAAGUGUUGUUACUGAUGCUCGUGAAUGGCGUCGUUUAAAAACUUUGUUUGAAGUUUUUUCUGAUACAGAAGAAAAUAUGUUUACAAAUCAAACGGGCAUUAUUGAUCAAAGUGGUUUGAAAUAUCCUCAAAUAUUUAUGAGAUCCAAGGAAUCAGUACACAUACCAUUUAAAAUACAAACGUUUCUUGCAAAACUACCAGCAUCGGAACAUAAAACAUCAUCAAAUCCAUUCUCCCAAGAACAAACAUAUUCAGUUGUGGAAAAAAAAUAUAAUGAAAAAUUCAAAUCAAAACAAAUUAAGGCCACAUUUCAAGCAGAAGAUGGUACACCAAUAGGUAUUUUAUGCAUAAAUGUUGAAUAUGUAUCACCUAUUGUUGAUCAAACAAUUCGUUGCAUUAACGGAGAAAAUACAUUAUUAAAGCGAGUAUUUCGUAUACCGAAUCCACGUCGAGCAGUUACUACAGAAUCGCUGUCAACGGGUUUUCCGGAACAGGUUCAUCAAGUAUUUGUUCGUGCAAGUGAUUUAAAUAUUGUUUGUGAAGUUCGGCCUGUGUCUGUUAAUCAACCAUGUGAUAUGCUAAUUAAAGCUGCUACUCAUAAUGCACCAACUGUGAAUGGUUUCUUAGUAUUUAUGUAUGCCGAUGGCUUUCUUCAUCGGCCUAUCAAUGUAUGGCAGUUUCAAAUUCAUGCUGUUAAACGUUUAGACUUAACUUGCAUUCAAUAUCAAACAACUACUUCUACCCUUCUUCUUCGAGGUACGCGUUCAUCACGUUUGGUUCAAUGUUUUGGAAAUGCACCUGAUGAAGUAAUUAUAUCACCAAGCAAUGCUUUUUCUGUAGCUGCUAAUGGACUUCAUGAAGUUCAUAUGCUUGUACGACCAUCACGUUCAGGUCUUCGUACUUAUUGUGUUAACGCAGUUGAUAUAGAAAAUCAUCAAAUUAUUGAUACAUGGAUGAUACGAGUUGAUACACGUGUGCCUGUUAUAUCAAAACAAUUUGCUCAUACAUUAUCUUUUGGACAAAGCCAACCAGUUAGUAAACGUAUAUCAUACACAAAUCCAUAUGCUGUUCGAAAAGCAUUCUUUUUCACAAGCAGCCAUCCUGAAUUACUUCAAGUACAACAUUCAAAAAUAGAUUUUCAACCAAAUGAAAAGAAAUUUAUAAGCUUUACUUUAUUGCCAGCUUUUAAUGUCACACCUGUUACAGAUAUUAUCAUUUUAAUUAAUAAUGAACAAGAUACAAACGAAGAUGCCUAUUGUAUUCGUGUUACUUACACAGAUUCCAAUAUUCCUAUUUAA